This is a messenger RNA of Prosopis cineraria, 943 nucleotides long. RefSeq names its product myb-related protein 308-like. Bases 184 to 798 code for a protein of 204 amino acids. NCBI's taxonomy places the organism in Eukaryota, Viridiplantae, Streptophyta, Magnoliopsida, Fabales, Fabaceae. The transcript has 3 exons. The record is from RefSeq and is a predicted model, not a curated record.
GUGAUGCUGCGUACCCUCCUUUCUUCUUCUCUUUCUUCAACACUUAAUUAGUAUCUUUCUUAUUGCCAUUGUCAUCAUCAUCAUCUUCCUUUCCAGUACUGUAAACUAUCUGCUAGCUACCUAGGGUUCUUACACAAAACACUACACAGAUACACACACAUUUAAACCUUUUUGAAGAGUAAUAUGAGGAGACCAGCUUGCUGUGAUAAGGUGGUUUUGAACAGAGGAGCUUGGUCCAAAGAAGAAGAUCAGAAACUCAUUCAUUACAUCAACAAACAUGGCGAGGGCUGCUGGCGUACCCUCCCUCGAGCUGCUGGCUUGCUUCGUUGCGGCAAAAGUUGUAGGCUGAGAUGGAUAAACUAUCUGAGGCCAGACCUUAAAAGAGGCAACUUUGCUGAAGAUGAAGAAGACCUCAUCAUUAAGCUUCAUGCACUGCUAGGAAACCGGUGGUCAUUGAUAGCUGGAAGAUUACCAGGGAGGACAGAUAAUGAAGUGAAGAAUUAUUGGAACUCUCAUCUGAGAAAGAAGCUAAUGAACAAGGGGAUUGAUCUGAAUAAUCAUCGGUUAACUCGAAAUAAUCCACCAUUAACGUCGUCUGGAAGCUCAGGAUCCUCAUCAUAUAAUGGCCUUAAAGUCACCAACAAUGAUAAUAGUGUCAGGAAUAAUGAGCCAAUCACAAACAAGUCUAAUUCUGAUGAUCGAGUGUCAGAAGCAGCAAGUGGUUUGGAUGAAGAAGACUCAUUUUGCUUACCAGAUUUGAACAUCGAUCUCACUGUGAGCAGUGAAAUUAUUGCUUGAGAGAGAGAGAUUGAAAUCCUAGUAAACAAUUACUGGGUAGAUCACUUGAUGAAUUCACAGUUCAUUUUUGUUUCAAUUAUGUAAAAGAGGGGACCGCCAUAUAAUGGAUAGUUCAUUUUCUUUAUUAUGAACAUUAAUUUCGUAA